ACGCUCCAUCCCGCCAUGGGCGUGGCCUGUGCCACAAUGGGCGUGUCACCCCAGAGAAUGGGCGGUCCCAUCCACACAGUGGGCGUGUCCCUACCACCGGGGCGUGUCCCCAAGGGGGCGUGUUCUCCCCACGUGGGCGUGGCCGGCGCGCGCUUCCCGCGGCAAAAGUGCGGCGGGCGCCAACUUCGGGCAAAACUUUCCCCGCGCGCCGCCGGCACCGGGACCCCCGGGACCCCCCGGCACCCCCCGGACCCGCGGAGCCCCCCGCCAUGCCCCGCCGCGGCUGACACCGCCGCCAUGUACUCCCCGUACUGCCUCACCCAGGAUGAGUUCCACCCCUUCAUCGAGGCGCUGCUGCCCCACGUCCGGGCCUUCUCCUACACCUGGUUCAACCUCCAGGCCCGCAAGCGCAAGUACUUCAAGAAGCACGAGAAGCGGAUGUCCAAGGAGGAGGAGCGCGCCGUCAAGGACGAGCUGCUGGGCGAGAAGCCGGAGGUCAAGCAGAAAUGGGCCUCGCGCCUCCUGGCCAAGCUGCGCAAGGACAUCCGGCCCGAGUGCCGCGAGGACUUCGUGCUCUCCGUCACCGGCAAGAAGGCGCCGUGCUGCGUGCUCUCCAACCCCGACCAGAAGGGCAAGAUCCGCCGCAUCGACUGCCUGCGGCAGGCCGACAAGGUGUGGCGCCUGGACCUGGUGAUGGUCAUCCUCUUCAAGGGCGUCCCGCUGGAGAGCACCGACGGCGAGCGCCUGGCCAAGGCGCCGCAGUGCGCCAGCCCCGGCCUCUGCGUGCAGCCCCACCACAUCGGCGUCACCAUCAAGGAGCUCGACCUCUACCUGGCCUACUUCGUGCACGCGCCAGAUUCGGGACAGUCGGACAGCGCCAACCCGCAGGGGGACGCGGACAUCAAACCACUGCCCAACGGGCACCUGACCUUCCAGGACUGCUUCGUCACCUCGGGGGUCUGGAACGUGACGGAGCUGGUGAGGGUGUCCCAGACCCCCGUGGCCACGGCGUCGGGCCCCAACUUCUCCCUGGCUGACCUGGAGAGCCCGGGGGGCUACUACAACAUCAGCCCCGUGGCCCUGGGCCGCCGGCCCCUGGGGCCCCCCUCCGCCAGCGGCCCCAAGCGCCCCAAGGCGCUGGACGAGGGUGACCUGGAGGGUCCCGGGGACGACGUCUUCUACCCCGGCCCGGGGCGGUCCCCAGCCCCCGGCAGCAGCCAGGGGCCCUGGGGGGGGGACGUUGACACCGGCCCGGCGGCGCUGAAGAAGUCGGGGAAGCUGGAUUUCUGCAGCGCGCUCUCGGGGCACGGCGCCGCGCCCCGCAUGGCCUUCGGCCACCACCCCCUGCCCGUCCUGGCCGGCGUCCGCCCCGGCAGCCCGCGGGCCACGGCCUCGGCGCUGCACUUCCCGUCGGGGUCCCUCCUGCCCCAGUCGAGCCCCUACUUCGCCCACCCCACCAUCCGCUACCACCACGGGCAGGACUCGCUCAAGGACUUCGUGCAGUUCGUCUGCGCCGACGGCGCCGCCCAGGGCCCCCAGGUGCGGCGGGGACGGGCCCGGGGGGCGCGGGGACGCCCGGGGGGCGCGGGGACGCGCGGGGACACCGGGACCGCCCCUCCCCCGGCGGGGCGGGGCCGCGCCCUGGAUGCAAAUGAGGCUGAGGAGGCGGGGCGUGUAUGCAGAUGAGGCGCGAAUAGGUGCGCGCUAUGCAAAUGAGGCGAGGAGGGCGGUGUCUGUAUGCAAAUAUACCACAGGGGCGGGGUCUGUAUGCAAAUACACCACAGAGGCGGGGUCUGUAUGCAAAUACACCACAGAGGGCGGGGUCUGUAUGCAAACGAGCCCAGGUGGCCGCGCCGGCUGCGGAGGGGGUGACGGGGACCCCCCCCCCCC
Molecule: messenger RNA, 1890 nt
Organism: Haemorhous mexicanus (house finch)
Lineage: Eukaryota; Metazoa; Chordata; Aves; Passeriformes; Fringillidae
Gene: NFIX
Product: nuclear factor I X
Biological process (GO): regulation of transcription by RNA polymerase II
Cellular component (GO): nucleus
Molecular function (GO): DNA-binding transcription factor activity, RNA polymerase II-specific; RNA polymerase II cis-regulatory region sequence-specific DNA binding
Source: RefSeq, a predicted model, not a curated record